Molecule: messenger RNA, 15436 nt
Organism: Ostrea edulis (European flat oyster)
Lineage: Eukaryota; Metazoa; Mollusca; Bivalvia; Ostreida; Ostreidae
Exons: 16
Coding region: 5813-12898 (2361 amino acids)
Source: RefSeq, a predicted model, not a curated record
UUUAGAAGCUCAACUAAUGUUCUAAAAUUCAUGAUGGCGGUGUGUGUAUAUACAUAUAUAUGUUGUGUGUAUUAAUACAUAAACUGAACUAUAUUUCUGAACUUGAACCUGCAGAAAUUCAUCAACAGGAAUUUUUGCCAUGUGCAAAGAACAGAAAAAUGAAAGUGAAACUGAGUAGAAUCUCAGUUUUAACACUUUAAACCAAAUAUACGUUGAAAUCUGAAACCGAGAUAAAAAUUAAUAUCCAACUAUUUAUUAUGGCGGCCCUGCAUGGCCAUGGCCAUGGCCAUGGCAAUGUGAUAAUAAUUUUGCACUUCUCAAAAUUAAGCUAAUGUCUUUAGUAAUUUGUAUGAAACUGUUCAUUAUCAAUACAGCUUUUUAUGGUAAAAUUGGAAAAAGAGAGUAUUAAUUUAAUACUCCCCCUCAGAAAUUGCCAGCUACAUGCUACUCGUACAAUGAACAUUUCAUAUGUUUUUCUGAAUGGAUGGUAAAUAAGAAGCAGUUAUUCAAAAAGUCCUCUCUAAAUGAGGUAGGCUCACAACCUUUUAAAUUCCAGGUGAAGGAUGCCGGUCAUUUACUGGUCUCGUGCAGUAUUACAUCAUUUACUCUUAUUUAUUUUUGUAUUAUGAUGUCAUAAUCUCAUUUUCUUGAAAUGGUAUAUUUUGAAACUUUAUUCAUGUAUAUAAUACCCUAACGUACAUCUCAAAAUCAAAUUUCUCUAUAGUUAUUAUAGACUAAGAACCCUCUGAAUGGAUCAUUAAAUUUUGCUUGUUUUGAACACUAUAUCAACCUCUGAUGCAGUGUCCAUUGUGUAUUGAUGGGUGAAUAAUGCAACCUUGUUUGUUAUACAAUUAGUACAUAUAAAUUCAGAUCAUAGCCUAACAUUUCUUAAAAUUGCAAAUUUUAAUGAGUCCAUUCACCGGGAUUUUUUUACCCCUUGAAUCCAGGGGCCAGGGCCGUCAAGUUUGGGAAAAAUAACGAUAUAUGAUUGAAAUUUGGAAAUUUGUUUCAUGCAAAUAAAUAAAAAAACAAACAAAAAGUUAACCAUUUGAUAUUUUAUUAUCAAUAUGGUUUAAACAAGCUUUAAUUUCCGGUAUUUGGCAGAGAAAAAACUGUCAAAAAUGUUUUGCAACAGAGUGGCACCAAGGUUGGAUAUGGCCCCUGAUGGCAUAUUCUCAUCAAAGCAUCCAUCAUUUUGGAAUUUUUAGGCAUCAUUUUGCGAAAAACACUUGCUCUUUAGCAUUGGGAAUGGGGCCGAAAUUUGGCCCUCUACAGACCCUAAAGAAAUCCCUGUUCAUGAAUUUACAUGCCAGAUAAAAGCUUCACGAGGUUAUAAAUUUUGUAAAUCUUAUUAUUUCAAGGGAAAAGAAAUAGAAUAUCACUGACCAUCUAUUUCUUUUAACACUCUACCUCAUGACUUGAAAGCGAAGUCCAUCAACAUUCAUUUAUAAUCGGUGUGAAUCAUUCAGUUGUGCCCCUAAGGAUUCCAAAUGGCGUGCAAAUUUAUCAUUUUGCACUCUAGACUCUUAAGGAAAAAAUAAGCAUCAAAGGUGUUCCCUCUGAGUUAAGAAAGAGAUGUCACACAUGGAUUUCUCUCAAAUUGUAACCACUUUGUUUUAAUACCUUGAGAGUAGGAAGGUUUGAAUUAUCAGAGAAAAUUCAGACCUUAUGGUUACCAUAACAAUGUGGGAAGAAGAGGAUGAACAGGAAGUGGAGAAUGAGGAGGUGGAUUUAGAGAGGUGGCUUAAAGGUAACCAGAGUGUGUGUGUGGGUUUAUAAUUGACAUGUCAGAAUUUUCUGUGGUUGUUGAAGUCUGUGUUGUUAUUCAAGCUGAUGCACAAUAUAUGUGGUAAAAAGUAUUGUGAUCGAUGCGACUAUGCAUCAACAUUCAAAUUUUACCGACUCGGCAGCUGUUCAUCGACAUUAGAGAUGUCACUGUGAUAGAAUAAUUUGAAGGCAUUGAUUACUUAUAAGACUGGGAGAGGAAUUUUUCAGCAGCCUCACAAGACCCAGAACAGAAUAAACUUGUUAAUAUACUGUUUCUUUGUCGUUUAGUAAAGCUGUGUCCCUGCUCUUGAGGAAAAGAAUCACCUGUACGAGUUAACGGUUGAGAUAUAUAAAUAUCACUUUUGUGCUAUUUGUAAGUAGAUAAAACUAAAUAGGACAAAAGUGAACUCUUCUCAAUAAAUGUUCUUGGUUGCAACUGAGAGCUUCCUACAAGGGUAUAUUGACACAAGUUUUGACCAGAUUUGUGCAGAUUCAGCUCUUGAUGUGGGUUUCCUGGUAUUAUAUAUAUAACUAGAGUGACCUGCAUAUUGUAGGUCAACUUUUGUCGGAUUCUUCUUUUUUAAUAGAACUUGGAUAUGUUCAUUGAUUGAUUGUAUAUUUUUUAAUGUCCUUCUCGAGAAUAUUUCACUGAUAAGGAGACUAAGGUGACCAUUGCCGGUGAAGGGCUGCAAAAUUUAGACCCAUGCUCGGCACUAAUAUGACCAUUGAGCAGGGAGGGAUCUUUAUCGUGCCACAUCUGCUGUGACACGGGACCUCGGUUUUUGCGGUCUCAUCCUAAGGACGGCCCCAUUUAGUCACCUCUUACGACAGGCAAGGGUUACGUACUGAGGACCAAGUCUAACCUGGAUCCCCUGUCUUGGAUAAUGAGUGGGAGAAAUGAAUACCUGGAAAUUAAAGAGGAAACUCAUGAAACAGCAGCUGCACUUUAAAGUAAAAAGUUCCAGUCAGUGUUGCCAGUCUGACAGGUGUAUUUACAUGAUGCUUCAUGGGCAGGCAUAUUAUUAUGAUGAGAUGCUCCUUUUUGCACAUUUCAUGGAACUUUUGGGAGAAGGAGAAAUCUGCUCCAUAUAGGAUUAGCCUGUAGCAUCCGAAUGAUGUCUGGCAUCAAGGUUUUGCUAUUUCAGUGUGCCUCUGCAUGGUCAAAUUUCCUGACUCCAUGCAUUCUCAAGGGACUGAUUGUCCAACCUUACUUUGCCCUUUCCAGCUUUAACCUUUUUAAUGAUGCAGAUAUUGUUUGAAUUAUGCUCAGUAUAAAGUGUUACUUAUACACCUCUAUAUUCUAGCAAUAGCUAAGCUCGGUUUAUAUCUUACAGAAUCCCAGUUUACAGUGACUUUAAACUGCGGUGAAUUCUUUAUGUAUGUUUGCAAGAGAAAGACCUAUGUUUAUGAUAUGUUAUUUGUGCAGGUGUAAAUGGUUGUCAAAUUACAAACCACAAUCUUCAGCCAUGUAUAACAUUCUGUAAUCGUACAAUGAAAGUCUGGUUCACUGUGACCAAGUUUUAAUUUUUAUUUUUUUUUAAUACACUUUUUGCUUGGUCGCAAGAUUGCACAUAGCACUCCCUGUGCCCCAGUUCAUCUUGCCUAUAGAGGUAUUCCGUAGGCACAACAUGAUUCAUGGGAUUUAUAAAUAACAUUAAAAAUCAACAUUGUAAAUAUGUCCCAAGCUUUAAUAUAUGAAACCUUGCAGGUGAAAACACCCACAGAUAAAAUCAGGAAAAAUGUUAUCAGCUGAGGCUCGCGGUGAUUGAAUCACUAACAAGAAUCCAAAGGUGUUUGAAUAUAAUCAGAAAUUUUAAAAUGGACAUGAUUCUAAAUUCUGCCGUAUUUGAUUUUAAUUUGACAAUUAUAAACUUUAAAAUCUUGGUUAAUUUACCUUGAAGUUACUUGUAAAUCUUUAUUGUAUUGUAAAUCAGAAAUGUGAAAAUGUUGUUUUAUUGAUCUGAGAUAAUUCUACCUGACUGAGCAAAAUUUAUUCUUCAAUUUGAAAUGAAAAUAUUUUGAUAGGGAAGUUUAAAUUCACUGUAGUGUACCCAGAAAUGAGCAGUCUGACAUGUAGUUUUUUAUUGCUGUGUAUGCAGAGUAAGGGAUUUCUGUUUGUAGAGUUUUGUCACCAUUGCGAUGUUCCACCUGUGUUAUUUUUCUGUCACAAAAUAAGUACGCCCAAAUACAUGUCCUGCUCUUGUGCACAUUCUUAAUAUUCUGCGUAGGUUUAGACUGGCAUAAUCUCUUAAUGCAAUUGAACAGGCAUGUGACCCAAUUGCUUUUUAGGCGGGCUCAGGUUUUAUUUUUCUUUCUUCAAAUGACUUGGUUCUUGCAAGUUGUAAGAAAUUGUGUGACCAGGCAUGACAGCAUGAUAUUGUGUGACAUAAUGUGUAUUUUAUGGCAAUUAGACAUGCUGGAAAGGACGUCAAUACGUAUAGAUAAUGAUAAAAUUGUGAGUCACUCCUACUGUCUUGUUUAAAUAUUAUCAUAAAGUGGCAGCUUCAUCAUAGAGACAUCAGACUAGAGGCCCCAGGCUUAUAAGGUCGUGUGCGCUAACUACUGGGUUGUUAAUACAAAGAAUUUGUAUGACAUCGGAGUCUUAUGACAAUAUGUUACGUGUUCCAUUUAGUUAGAAAAUAUAAACCUUCCUCAAAAAAAAAAAAUUAAAUUUCACCAGGUCAGGAUAUCCCUGAUAUUUUACAUCAAAGAUACAAGUUACAUUGUCAUAUACAAGUUACAUUGUCAUAUCAAAGACCAUCAUGACCUGUUGAACUAGGAGAAGCCUUGAUCAGAACUGCAGGGUCCUUCCCACCCCCUGACAGAACUUAGCUGUCACGCCUCAGGGGUCAAUGGAAAGGUGUGCUGGAGAUAAAAGCGAGUUUAUGGCAAUGUCUGAAUGAAAAGCCUGCCGAUUUUAUACGCUAAUCACCGCCUCCGAUUAGGCGUUCAUUUUAUGUUAUGAUGUAUAUAUACGUUAAAGCAACUGCUAUUUCUAGAAUAUGUGCAUGCUUGAACAAUUGUGCUGAUCUAUCCUUGCCCUUGGUGACAAUUGAUAGGGUUUUAUAGUACAGCGCUAAAACUAAACAUUUAAAACUUUAACUGACAUUGGUUCAGUGGAACCACAUUUACUAUUGAUUGCUAUAUCUGCACAGGGAUAGCUAGACUGGUUGUGAAAUGGAACUCAAUGAAUGGGAUAACCUUUGCGAUUCGUACAUUUUACUAGGGAUUAAAAAAUGUGAAAACUGGCUGUCGUUUUGAGAAGCUUUCAUACAGAUUAAGGAGUGAUUCAUUGAAUUCUAAAAUACCUUGUGUGGGAAGAGAAAGUAUAUAGGCACUUUUUGAGUAACAGAGUGAUCCCAAGAUUUUAGUUGUUGUGUCAUGUGAAAUUGUGUUUUGUAUUUUUAAAUGGAAAUGGGGACACGGGAACUGGUGUAAUUCGAGGAAAAGUUUUAGGGAUGAUCAUUGAUCAAGCGAGAGACGAACUGUCAACUGAUUUCUACCUGGGCCUUUUGAAAUCAAAAACCAUUGCAUAAUCAAUUUACUGUAUGUGUUUGUUUGACCUACCUGGGAAGUAACUUUAAAUGGACAUACAUGUAGCUUUACAAAGAAAGGGACUGAAGCACAUUGCUAGACAGUCAACGCUGCACUGCGUUACAUCUUUGCAAGUGUGAAAUCAAUAAUUUCAGUAAAACUCCGUGAGAGAAGCCCGGUACAAGUAUGCCGGUUCGUAAAACAGGAAUGCAUGGCUCAGGGCAUUGAUGCAUGACUUUAUGUAAUCUGUGAAGGAACCAUGUUUUAAACAGUGGAGGGAAUGUUGGAUAAACUAUGACAAUUAUCAUCAUGGUUAUUGUUGAUGAUUUGUGUUCUAGACGACAUGAAUAUUAGACUACGUGUGUCUGUGUGAUGAUUGUUCCAGCUAUACAAACAUUUCACCUUAUAAAAAAUGAAAACGUGUGCCUCUGAUGAAUUAAAGGAGGACUUUUGAUGUGUGUGUUUGAUGAUAUGUUUGGAGUAAAUUAACAUUUGAACAGUAAGUGCUAAAAUGUCGUACAGUACGUUAAUGACAAACAUUUGGCCCCCUCCCAAUGAUGAAGUGAAGUCUCGCCUGGAACGUCUGCAAGAACUUAAACAGCUGAGAGAGAAUAGGGAUGCUAGUGGCACCGGGACCCUUCACACUGACACAAGAGCAUCAGAAGGAUCAAGAAUCAGCCGCAGACAGCUCCUUAAUACCAGAACUCUUCCAACCAGCCGACUACGUGAACGGCAGGAGGAGAGGCUGAAGGCUACCCUGGAGAGGAAAUCCCAGGACGACCAACUGAGUGCAUCACAGGAGGCACUGAGCAGGGCAAGCUAUGGUGGAGCCAGACCUAAAAAUAUCAGUGCUUCUCUGAGGCCAAAUUCGUCUGGGACAUCUGAGAUUCUAGCUUCUAUUAGAAAGAAUGAAGACAUUGGGUUGAACCAUCAUGAGAGACAGAGGACCUUUUCUGCCGAGAGUGAUACGUUCGAAGAUCAUGGUCCCAAUGAGAAUGUGAUAUAUCAGAGUACGUCUGCCAGACUGACAUCCAUCGGAAGUCUCGCUAGUUUGACCGAUGAACGGGAAACUGAGGUCAAAGCACAGGACGUAAGUGUAGAAUCUGAGAGUGCUGACCAUAUUGAGGACAUCGAGAGCUUUAAGCAGAGCUUGUAUGGCCCAUCAAACUCGCCAGCAAAGGUGAUACUACAGGAGAGAGUAUUAACACCAUUCACCGAUCCAUCCUGUUUAAUGGACGCCUCUGAAUUCUCAAGCAGAUUAUUGACUUCUACUAAAAGUGAAAGUAGAGGAAAGGUGGGCGAUUCUGCUCGGUGGAGACGAAACUUCCCUCAAAGUGCAGGAAAAUCGUCAUUGAGGAGUGAGAACCAGACUCAAUCUAGUCAAGAGCAAACAAGUAAUGGUAAUCAAUCGAUUCAGGGAAAUGGAGGUCUGGAUAUAAGUGUUGAGAAAACAACUGUGAAGCCAAGUGAAUCUGAAGAUAAGACGGUGGCAGCCUCAAUACACACUGAUAAACAGAGUGGUAGCAGUGAAACUACCAUUGAAAAACAAAAUGGAAGUGAUAAAGUGAUAGUAUUUGAUGGAGAAAGUAUGAAAGUGAUGGGGCGAAGCAAUGAUAACGGUACUGUUCCGUUGGAAAAGGAAUCUGUGGUUUCUCCACAUGACACGAAUGUUGUUCAAAGCAGUCAUGAAAAUUCGGUAGAAAACGAGUCCUUUAAGUCUGGAUUUUUAGACAGUUCUAAUGACCAAGUUGUGCAUGGAUCAUUUAAUAUCAGUGACCAAUUGUCCAAUUUCAGUGUCCAAAGUCAAGCAGACACGUCAGAUUAUAGAGAGAGCAUUCUGGAUGAAAGUGAUAGCAUCUUUGACACGAAGUAUGAAAGUGUAUUGGAGGAGGAUGCUUUCCCAGACAGAGACUCUUGGCUGAGUGACCGGUCAAUUCUAGGAGAGGGUUCUUUGUCCUAUUCCAACAGAAGUGCCUGGCAGACUGACCGACCAACAUUUGACAGGAGUGGAGGGUAUGCUCCAAAGCAAUCCAGACGUAAUGUUCUGACAUCCAGCAGGGCCAAACCCAGUACAACGAGAAUCAGCAGAUAUACAUCUCUGCCAAACAGUACUGACAGUCGUAUUGCUGGCUUCAGAUCGAAAUAUCUCAAUCGAGAUUAUCCAGAUUCAUAUACAAGUUCGUACGGUGGUGAAAGCAGUGUGACCUCGUCAUACAUAGAGACUGAAUCAGAAGACAUAUCCAGUCGACUGGGAAACAUUCUAAGUGAUAGCUUUAAAAAGUUUGAUAGUGUUUUGGAUGGUAGUGACGUGCCGAAGAAGUCUGACAAUUCCUCGAGGAAUUUAAGGAGAAGCUACAGUCAGAAAGUGGAUAGCGAUAAUGACUCGAGAUUCAGUCGAUUUAGGAGAACUAGCGAGACAAACGAUGAAAGUGAUUUUGACUCGAGCAUAAGUCGAUACAGGAGAUCUAGUGAAACCAACAGUGAUGGUGAAUUUAGAAGUCGUUAUGACACUGGUAGUUCUUCAUUGCAGUUAAAUCCUGGCAUGCAUGAAUUCAUUUCUGAUAUAAGGAGUCGAAUAAGUGGUGAAAGAGUGAGCGACACUACCCGAUCCAGUUCUAGCAAACCUCUGGCUCGAACAAGUGGUGGCAGCUCUGUGUUAGAGAAUGCUAAAAAGAUGUUACUGGGUAUUACAGAUGAACCGGAAGUCGGUGUUCAUGAUCAACAGUUUGAAAACCUGAGACAUCAAACAGAACUAUUGACUGAAACUCUAGUUGGUGCAGAAAUUGAUGUAAAUGUGACAGAGAACAAUGUUGAAAUCAGUGGGAGUGAUGUUCAGUCUGAAGAAGAUGUCAUUGACAAUUCCUCAGAAGCUCAGCUUGAAAAAGGAGACAUUAUUCAGUUAACACCAGAACCAGAUAAACAGUUAGGUGCUAGUGAGAAAGAGGCAGGUGUUAGUGAAGGUGUUGAACUUGAUGGGGAUAGUGUAUUAGUCAAUAAAGUAGUGUCUGACUCUGUCACAUCUAUAGGAACUGAAACAGUAAAAGAUGUCAAAGAUGAGGAGACAUCUACUGGUAAAGUAGAUGCAGAAAAUGUGGUAAAAUGUUCUGAAAAUGAUGACAACUCAGACAAUGCAACAUUAGUAAAAGCCAAUGACACCAACUCAAAAGAACAGAUCUCAAACAAAGGGAAAUCUAAAAAGAAAAAGAAGGGGAAAAAGAAGAAGAAUUCAGAUAGUCAAUCUGAUGCAUCUAAUGAUAUUGACAGUAAAAGUUUGGAUGGGAAAAAAAUUGAGAUCUCGCAGAGUGAGGAUGUGCUGACGGUUACCAUUGAAGACACAAAAGGAGUUACGGCUCCUCAGGAGGUAGAAUCCACCGGGUCUGUGGGGAAACAGUUUGAGGGCAUUAUCAAUGAUAUCGACCACAGGAGUGAGAAGACGUCUGUAGCCACGGAGGACCUCCUCUCUCUGAUUGGUAAGGGAGAGGAAAACGAAUCACUGACCAGCAAAACUGGCAGCACCAACUCAAAGAAAACAGUAAAUAAGUCCAACAAGGACAGCACUGACACAACCAGCUCUCAGAUUCCAGAUGAAAACUUUGCUACUUUUGAGGGAGAAGAUCCCUUGGCUUUGACCAAGAAUGAAAACGUGUCUAUGGAAGGUAGUAGUCUUCUUCAAACAGAUGCCGAGCAGUUUGAAACCGCAUCAGAGGAGGAGUUCUAUGAAGCUCUGCCUGGGGAGAUGGUGGAUGAAGAUGGGAAUGUUUAUGUGGAACACAGGGAGCAGUUUAUCUAUGUUACUGCUGGUUCCAAAGUGAGGAAGAAAAAACUUAGUAAGAAGUCUCUACUUGGAGAAAAAUCUUCACAGGAAGUGAACUCACAAGCUGAUGUUCAUGACUCUAAUCUGGAUGAUAGAAUGAAAUCACAAGUGAAUGUAGAUAGCUCAAGGAUUGGCCAUGUUAAGGAAUGGAUGGAGAGCAACAUCUUUCCAUCCAACAAUGCUUUGGAUGAGAAAGACUUCAGGGUGAAAUCUAGUGACCAAGGAAGCCAUUUCUCUUUGGCUUCCACCAUUGGUGAUUUUGAUUCCAGAGGAAGCCUUGAUAGCAAAGACAAGUCUGAUGAUGGGAAAACAAUUAAAAAUGUGUCAGUUUUUAGCAGUGAUACCUCAGGUGGCAGCACAUUAUCAGAGAAGAAAAACUCAUCUAUGCAAACUAAUGUGUCAUUGUUGAAUACAAGAGACAGUGCUACUCAAAUGCUGAUAAAGUCUAGAAACAUUGGUGUGCAGAUUGAUGCUGAAAUGUUUGACAAAUUUGUUCAGACUAUUGGAGAGCUUGUCUGCCCUUGCUGUAAACAUAAAUUCAACAUUCAGGAAGGUUUCAGUCCUACAGCUGAUGAUAUCAAAGUAAAUGAUAAAGAUGUACAGAAAGUUAAGGAAGAACUGAAAUUAAAACUUCAAAUUAAAAUUGAACAAGAAGAUGAAAACAAACCUGGAAGUCUUAAAACAUCCUCUAACUCCAGCGCAUCAUCAAAAUCUUCAUCAUCUAGAAAUUCCAUGGCAACACCACCAAAAAGUCCAUCUAUCAUUUCAUCUGCUUCAUCAACCAAGCGAAGUCCACGUGGAACCCCAAAUGAGAAAAGCCCAAAUGUAACCCCAAGAAAACAAAGCCCCUCUGCUGUGAAAAGAACUCAAUCUCUAGGAGAAAAACCCAACAGAAAAAGUCCAUCAACCACUCCUAGAAAACAUAGUCCAGCUAGAAAAAGUCCGGUCACUACACCUAGAAAACAAAGUCCAUCUAGAAAAAGUCCAUCAACCACUCCUAGAAAGCAAAGUCCUGCAAGAAAAAGUGGAGCUACCACUCCUAGAAAGCAAAGUCCUGCAAGAAAAAGUGGAGCUACCACUCCUAGAAAGCAAAGUCCAGCAAGAGAAGGUGCUAGAACACCUAACACGAAAGCCUCACCAUCUCACCAAGGAGGACAAACAAAUGGUGAAAUAAACAAGGGGCCAAGUUCUAAAGUCCGGAAAGAAAGGGUGGCCAGUGUACAGGACCUUCUCUAUCAAAAUGGUGAGCAAACAACAGAAAAAAAGCCUGAGGGUAAAAGAAGACCAACAACACCAGGACCAAAAAGGGAGAAGUCAUCCGAGAGACAGAAAAGGGAGGCAUCUGGAGAUAGACGAAGCGAUGAUGGCUCAAGUGAGAAAAGUGAUUUGCCAGGAUACAUGCAGCCCACCAAGUCUAGCAGGAAGAAAAAGUCCAUUGGAAACAAAGAUGAUUUGCUGGAGGAUGGCAAACAAAAGAAAGGGACCACAGCACCCAAGAGUAAUACAGAGACUGAUGAACAUGACGCAUUCACCACACUGAAUGAAAACCCAUUCAUCAGGAGUGAUCGACAAAGUUCUACAGGAGCAAAUGGUCAAAGAUCAUCAGGAAAAUGGUAUCGCAAAGAACCUCUGAAAUAUGAGGAGGAACACAAGAAAGGAAAGCCACGCACUCCAAAGAAGCAACGGUCGACCUCAACGUCAUCUGAGAAAACUCUGUCAAUAAAUUCUGACAUGAAAACGGAGAAAAUGCUAAAGAGUAAUGAGAAGUUGAAUGUCUCGAGUCUGGGAUCUCAGAGCAGUCUGUUGGAGACAGAUCUUGAUGAAGCCAUGGGGUGUAAAAUUGACAGGAGUGAAGCAGAUGAGGAUGAAUUCAUGGAGACCGUUCCAUAUCAGAGCAGCCACUUUUUGGGACCUGACUUGAAAAGCUAUGCUGAAAAUGUCUCCCGAAACAUUGCUGAAGUGGAGGUGAAGAAACUGACAAGUAAUAGUAAUCAAAACGAGGAUGUGUCAAAUUCAAACGGGCAGCUUUCACUACCGCCAGGGGCAGAAUCUGAGAAGAAUGAAACGGAGGUCACACAAACUCUUGAUGAGAAGGACGGAGAAGGAUCUAAACAGAAGCUUCUUAGUGACGAGGAGCAAACCGGUGUCCCUGUGGAAACAGAGAGUGGACAGGAUGAAGUGGCCCCCGUCCGAGUCAACCUAACUAGCUGGGAUCCAACAAAGUUGUUGAGUGAUUUGUAUACUGUCAAACUAAUGCCUGAUACUGCCAAGGACAUCUCCGACAAGUUUGUUGCCAUGGAGGGUCUCAUGGAAAAAUUACCCAUGAACAAGAAGAAGGCCACUCUUCUCAAGACCUGGAAACGCCGAUUUUUCCGAGCUACGGAUGGCUGGUUGUAUUAUUAUGAGACCAGUAACCACGAUAAGCCCAGUGACUCGCUGCAGCUGAUGGGGGGGAAGGUGGAGGACCUCGGGAACAGGAUCCUGGGAGUGGAUGACGGGAGGGGAAAGUUCCUAAUGGUGCGCUGUCCCUCAGACAAGGAGUACGGUCAGUGGAAGCUGGCCUUGGAGUCGCAGACUGCGGACAAUGUCAAGGCCACUUAUGUCAGACCGGUGUUGUCAUGUCCCCCACAUCCUCAGAAAAAAGUGAUUUUGAUAGACCUAGGAAGCAGUGCAAUAAGAGCGGGAAUUCUUGGAGAACACGCGACAUUGCCUUCGGUGUUCUUUCCCAACAUGGUGGCCCGCUCGACUGACGGCCAGGGACAUGCCGUGGGGAUAGAGGCCUUCGAACCAGAGUACAGAAAAAACUUGUCUAAAACAGUCCACCCCACAGAUAAGGUUGAUAAGGAUUUUUUACGACCUUUCAGUAUAGACAUAUCCACCAUUGGAGCAGUAUUCAAGAAAAUCUUCACUGACCUUAAAGUGGAACCAGCAGACUAUUGGCUGAUGAUUAGUACGCCUCAGAAUCUGGGUGAUAAGAUCCGGGCUGGACUGAUGGAGGUACUGAUGGACACGCACCAUGUCCUGGGGGUGUGUAUGGUGAUGCAGUCACUGCUAGCUCUCUACUCGUACAAUGCUACAUCUGGUAUAAUCGUAGAUGUAGGGGAGAGAAUGGAGAUUCUCCCUAUAUAUGAUGGUUUUGUUAUAGAGGGGGGCGUUUCCAGACAGUCAUAUGGCGGUCAAAAGGUCAUAGAAUCUCUCAACUCCUGUCUCCAUGGCUACAAAUUCUCCACACCUAUCCAACAGCUACUUGUCCGCUACGUCAUGGAGCAGUCCUGUUACCUGGUCACAGACUACAAGGAUACUAUGAAGAAAUGUGAACAGGAUCCAGAACACUACAAAACCACUGUGUAUCUGAAUAACUUUGAUUUACCUGAGGGGGCGGCUCUGGAGGUAACUCAUGACUACAGCUGCUUUAAGAGUCCUGAGGGGUUCUUCAACACAGAUUUAUGGGGAAUGGACUACCCCUGUGUGCACAAGUUGGUGUUCCAGGCCAUUCAGUCCUGUCCCAUCGACAGCAGGAAGCGCAUGUACAGGGCUAUCUACCUAAGUGGUGGGAUAACCUUGUUGCCAGGAUUUGCUGAGAGACUACAAAGUGAAUUGCAAACAUUGGCACCACCCUCUGUUAUAGUGGAGGUCCAUGCCUCUCCCCAGAGAUAUCACAGUGCUUUUAUUGGUGCCUGCUCACUUGCCAGUAUGGAACAGUUUCAGCAAAUCUGUAUCAGUGCUGAGGAAUGGAAGAAAGAGGGAGUCAAAGCAUUCAAAAAGUGGAAUAUGGCUGGCUGAAAAGCCAGAACAGGAAUGUAGGGUGGGACAUUUUCAGACUUUAUUUUAACAUUCCAUUUUGAGACAUUCCUAUGAAGAAGAGUCUAUUGCUUCUCUGCACAUAUCUCAGUGUUGUGAUGGAAUACAGUUUUUGCAUUCCCAACAAAAUAUUUUUCUCUGUGAUCCUUUUAAAUAUGAUUUUGAAUAUUGUAUAUUUACUUGUAUAUCUACAAACAUAAGUGUGUUUUUGUUGUGUGUGUAUUGUACUUUCAUUUUAGAAUUGUGAAUAGGCUGUACUUUCUCUUUGUCCGCCUAACACAUGAUACAAUACCAAAGAUAUAUCUGUAUACACAAUGUAGUCUUUAUGGGACACUAAGAAAUAUGACUGAUUCACUUCAAUUUACACUUUACACAACAAACAUUGUGGACUUUUAAGAAAGUCUUUAAAGGUAAGGGCACAGUGUCAUACAAUUGACUGCCAUAUAUCUGUGUUCUGUUUAUUCAUUACCUUAUUUCCCUUGUGUGCAUUAAACACCGAGAUUGUCUUCCAAAAACCCCUUGUUACAUAUCAUGUACUAUUUUUUAAGACUUCAGCUGUUUUGGGUUUGUUUGUUUUUUUCAAUGAAUUUUUUUUUUCAAUGACGAUUUUACCUUUUCUUGUGUUCGCACUAACAAUAGUGCAUAUUUUACAUGAUAUGAAUUCUAAUGUAAUAAGCUACUUUUCAAGGAAUUUGGUCCGAAGGUGAAAUAAUAAUCUAUUUUGAAAAGAUCCUUUUAACAAAUUUCUUAAGAGGUAAUCUUUACAAGAAAGAAAAAAACUUGUUUAUAUGAUUGAAGAUUAAUAUCCAAAAUGUAACUGUAGUUCGAACAAUCUUGAUAUUGUUCUAUAAUACAAAGGUAUGGAUACUGUGAUUUUGUAGGUAAGUGAAAUAUUUUUUUUAAAAAGAUUAGUGAAUACAGAGAAACCUGUCUAAACUGGACAGAUUAGAGUAAAUCCAGAAUACAAGGCUCGUAUUAUGAUAGAUAUUAAAAUCUGAUUUAAAAUUCAGAUUACACAGCGUUCGGACAAGUUUUAGAGUAGUACGCAAGAUAAGCAGGAGAUGUAGAUUUUCAUCAAACGGAGGAAGUAAAUCUAACAUGCAAUACUCAAUCGGACUUGCCAAAAAGACCAAUUUUAAUUCAUCACAAAUCAUUCCCUAGUCUUAGAAGUUAAUCAUUCUAACGGACAAAUUCUUUUAGAUUGGAAAGUGCAUGUUUUGAAUUUUUUUAAUCUUCGGAAUAACGAUAUUUUUGUUGUUUUUAUACUGUUUUUGCGAUUCUCAUGCAAUAUGAAUACCAGAGCCUUUUCGAAAUGAAAGGACUUUUAGUAUGCAGUUUUGAACUCCAAAAAUUGUUUAACGGGUAUAAUGUUGAUUUAAUUGAAGAUGGAUUCCACCCAAUGCUUAGAUUCCCCUGCUUCUGAAAUGUUUUAGACAGAUGUCACAGUAUGGUUGUUGAACCGUCAUGUGUAUGUCAUUGUUGUUCAACUAAGAGAAAAAUAUCAAAGUGGAUUUUAUAUCUUUAGUAUUAAUCAGUAUGCUAGAAAUAACCACAUUACUGACAAAUUUUAUCUAGUCUCCUAUGAAUAUUCAAACAGGACAAAUGUUCUCCCAAGAUGUUUCAGAAGUCUUUCUUAAAAAUAGUCUCAUGAUAAGUUUUGAAAAAAAUGUAAGGAGAGGAUUAAGUCAACAGUCUCAUUAUAUCGGUUGAUGAUUUAAAGAGAAGCUGUUCUUGUUAUUAGUAAUUUCGUAAAAGUUAUUCUCCAUUUAUUUAUUCUGUAAAACACAUGCAGUCUAAAUAUAUGAUGUAUUGUGUGGAGUCUUGAUAUACUGCUUAAUGACAUGGUGGGAUUUAUACUAACUAUAGAGAUAAAUGAAAAUUUCAAGUAUGUAAAACAAUGUACGGUCAAACCUCGUUAUCUCGAACUCGAUGGGACCAGGGAAAAUUUUUCGAGUGCGAAAUACAUUAAAAGGAAUAAUAUCCAUGGCAUCUGAGAUACCGAAGUUGACCUGUAUAUUAGAUAUCAUGUAGUCACAAGUACUUGACAAUACAAAAAUGUUGGGAAACAUACAGUGGUGAGUGUAAGGAUGUGAUUUCAAUAUAUACAAACUGUAUGUGAUUGUCUUGGUCAUGUCAAGCACCUGCAUGUGUAAUAGAUGCAUGUGAUAUUGUAUAUUUCAGAAAGAAUUUCACAUUGGAGGUGAACAAACCCUUGGGUUGAUAUUAGUGGUGUAGACACGGAAAUCCGUGUGAAUUUUAAGUAUUUUUGUAUGUUAGUCACUAAAGGAAUGUUAUUUCAUGUAAUAAAGGUUGUGCUGUAUGGUGCAAUAUAUCUCUAACCAUGUGAUAUUGAUCAAUAUUAACUGCUAUAUUAUUCUGUUUACAUAUACACAAGUAUCGCUGAAUUGUACCAUUCCAUAUUAUUUUUGAAUUAUACAUACUUGUACAAUGUUUUUUGUAUAGGAUAUGUACAUGUAAUUCUUUGAAACACAUUAUGGCAAUAAAAAGAACAAAUUGCAA